Molecule: messenger RNA, 1777 nt
Organism: Morone saxatilis (striped sea-bass)
Lineage: Eukaryota; Metazoa; Chordata; Actinopteri; Moronidae
Gene: sonb
Product: protein SON
Biological process (GO): regulation of cell cycle; regulation of mRNA splicing, via spliceosome
Molecular function (GO): RNA binding
Source: RefSeq, a predicted model, not a curated record
UUCCUACUCGGACCUUCAAUGAGAUGCACACUGCAACAUGGCGGCCAACAUAGAGCAAAUUUUCCAAGAUUUUAUACUGAAUAAAAUCAGAGAAAUUGAAGAGCAGAAUGAAGACAAAGCUGCUGCUGAAGAAGUGGGUGCCAGCAGUGAAGUGAGUGUAGCAGAAGAAGCCACUUCACAGAUAAACAAACAGGAAGACUCAAAGGGGACUGGUUCACAAAAGAAACAUAAGAAGCACAAAAAACACAAAAGUAAAAAGAAGAGGAGGAACCGAGAGAAGGAGGAAAAUGAGAGCAGUUCAGAGUCUGAUGCAGAACUGGAGGGAGGAAACAAACAACCAAGAAGAGGAACACCAACAGAGGCAAAUAAGGAGCAAGGUGAGGAUAAUGAGAGUAAGUCCAGAUGCCACAAGAGACAUUCAACUGGAAAGAGAAAGAAGAAGAAGAAGAGAAUGAAGAAAGGUGAAGAGAACUCAUCAGAUUCCGACCUCCAGUUCGUGUCAAAGCAGAGGGAUAGCAAAUGUGGUUUAAGCUUAUUGCCAAGGCGACGAGAGGAGUUGCCAGAUAUCAUCCCAAAACAGGACCAGUUCCUCAGGGCAACUCCAGUAUCCGGGGGUGUCGGGGAGUUCCUGAUGAGAAAGAUGGGCUGGAAGACUGGAGAGGGCCUAGGAAGGAAUCGCGAGGGCACCGUGGAGCCAAUAAUAAUCGACUUCAAGGUUGAUCGCAAAGGACUGGUUGCUGAAGGAGAGAAGCCACAGAAGCAGACAGGGGGACUAGUGGUAACCAAGGAUCUAAUGGGAAAGCACCCGGUGUCUGCUCUCAUCGAGUUGUGCAACAAGAGACGGAUAAUGCAGCCAGACUUUGUCAUGGUUCAUCACAGUGGUCCUGACCAUCGCAAGAAUUUCCUGUUCAAGGUCACGGUGAAUGGUGUGGACUACCAACCACAGACAGCUAGUCCCAAUAAGAAACAUGCCAAGGCCAUGGCAGCUACAGUUGCCCUGCAGGCUCUGGGAGAGGUUCCUGUUGAUGGACCAGGACUCUAUACUGGCCCUGUCUUCACUGCUGCUUCUACUGGCCCCCUGUUCUCUACAUAGACAUACACACAAUAGUGGUACUAACAUAUUCUGCAUAGUUCAACUGUUUGCCUAUAUUCUCACUUCAGUUGUGGGAAAAGAAAGGGUCUUUCAGUCCUAUAAAAUAACUGGCCCAUUGUUUUUACGCUGGUGGUUUAUUUAUAUACAAACAAAUUAAUAAAUUAUCUAAGUACACAACAGUGAGAACCAUUAAGACCAGUCAGGCUUCAGAUGACACAGAGUAUCUUUGUAUUGAUGCUACUUGAUGCUACGAUUUUAUACCCACACUUUUUUUCACUAUGUUCAUGACAGGGUGACAAAAAUAUUUUAAAAAGAUAUUGACAAGUCCCCAUCGUAUUAAAUUUGGUUGGCAUGUAUGUAUGUAUGACACUGUAUGUAUGAUGAUAUGUAUGAUCUAGUAGCAUUUCAGCCUGAUACAUAUUAGCUGACCAAUACAUUAGUCUAACCCUAGACAAAACAUGAGUUUCUCUGAAAUGGAUUUGUUGUUGGUCACAGCAAAGCAGAGCUAAGCUGGGCUGUUAAAUGAAAAGUUAAUAUGUAAAUUAAUGUGUCUUGUUGUUUAGCAACUUUUCUGUUGUUCUUGAUAGUAAACUUUAUGGAACUAACCUUCUAAAAUGUGUAAACAGAAAUAAAGAUUAUAUUUAUUUAAUGUGGUAGAGGAAGCCACAUUAUGUUUCUUGGUAA